AAGCAGGACACAACGAAUAGUGUGGUACACACCUCUGCAGACAUGGAACCAUCUGGAGCAGGAACCUGAAACAAAACAUUUUGUGAGCGAUGGAACAUCAGAAACCCGCUUCUACAAGUGAAGUCUACUGCUGGGGGAGACUCCGAACCAGAAGUGUCCUCCCGCUCACAGCGUCCCGCAGCAGGCUACUUGGACUCGUACUUCGGAGUCGCUACCGCACCGCCAUCCUCGCACUGGCCUGGCCGGGAUGGAGAAAGACGGCCCUGAAGCGGAGCCACCCCGCCAGCGGAACGGCUUCGUGGGCAUGCUUUACGGGGAGUUUACGGACACGCUCAACGACAAGGUCCGGUACUCCGUGAGCUUGACGGAGAGCGCUCUGACCAUCCAGAGGAUCUCGUCGUCUCCCGGUAGAACUAAGGUGGUCUUCAACUUGACAGACUGCGUCGGCUGCCGGGCGUACCGAGCGGCGGACAGCGCGGACGUCGGCGCCUACUUUACCGCCUAUUUCUACCCGUUCAAGCGGCGCUGGAUGAGCGCCGGCGUGGCCCGGCAACGAGUGGAGCAGUGCUUUCGGGUGGCACUGGUCCAGGACGCCCUGACCAACCUGCGGGAGGCUGAGAGGUGGGCUCAUGCCAUCAGGGAUGCCUCAGUGCAGCAGGCUCCUCGGAAAGCUGGUGUCACGACUUCGGCGCUGCAGCGGCCUUGCAGAGUCAUGAUACUGGUGAACCCUCACAGUGGGCGUGGCCAGGCUCUGCAGCUCUUCACCGGCCACGUGCAGGGCAUGCUCACUGAAGCUGCUGUCCCCUACAAGCUUGUCAUCACAGAGCACCAGAAUCACGCACGAGAGCUGGUGAAGAAGGCAGACCUGUCACAGUGGGAUGCUCUGGUUAUCAUGUCAGGAGAUGGGCUGCUCUUUGAGGUGAUAAAUGGUCUGAUGGAGCGUGAUGACUGGCAAGAGGCCAUCCAGACGCCUCUGGGGAUUCUACCAGGUGGCUCCGGCAACGCCCUGGCUGCCUCUGUGCACCACUACUCUCAGUCGCCUCCCGCCUGGAACGAGGAGUUGCUUCUGAGUUGUGGCUUCAUGUUGUGCAAGGGCCUGGUUGGCUCCUUGGACUUGGUGUCGAUCCACUUGGCCUCCACGCAGCGUCUCUUCUCCUUCCUGUCCCUGGCUUGGGGCUUUGUGGCCGACGUGGACAUCGAGAGCGAGAAGUACCGGCACGUCGGUGCGAUCCGCUUCCUGAUGGGCACUCUCGUGCGCUUGGCCACUCUCCGUGUCUAUCAGGGCAGGUUGGCGUACUUACCUGUGAAGGAGAAGCCCAACCUUCCCACCACACCCCAGCGCCCCUCCCUGUGUUCCUCCCUGCCCUGCCAGCUUAUCCCAAACUCCUCCCCAACACAGAACUUGCACCACCUUUGCAACAACUCCAACCAAAACACCAUCAGCAACUCUUCCAACAAUGCCAUCACCACCAAAAGACCUGACAUCCCAAGUGGCAGCAAAACCAGAGAGCCACCAGAUUCUCUUCUCCCGGGACUGGACCAACCGCUCCCACAGAGCUGGACUCUCGUCAAGGAGGAGGACUUUGUCUUAGUGCUGGCUAUUUACCAGUCCCACCUCGCUGAGGACCUGUGGGCAGUUCCUGGUGCCCUGGCGGACGACGGAAUCAUCCACCUCUUUUACGUGACCGCCGGAAUCUCCCGACCGGCCCUCCUACGCCUCUUCCUGGCUAUGGAGAAAGGAGCCCAUUUAGCAUGUGGCUGCCCCCACCUGGUCUACGAGAAGGUGCGGGCACUGCGGCUGGAGCCCAUCUCCCGGGAGGGCGUGAUCACAGUGGACGGAGAGACGGUGGAAUACGGGCCGGUUCAGGCUCAAAUCCACCCCGGCCUGGCUAGACUCAUACAUGGAUGACGACAGAUUAUCUUAAUCUUCUUCUGGGCUGGAGAGUUUUCUAGUUUGGCCUUUUUCACUCAGUGUUGAUCCUUUGUAUUUGCUGUUUUUUCAGAAGUGCCAAAGACAUUUAAUCAGCCUGUGAGAAUUCCUCUAUUUUUCUACAGAAAACAUCCUCCUAUUUUUCAAGCCCCCGCCCCGUCUGUCCACCGCUUUAACAUUCAGGGUCAAAGCCACGGAUUGUCGUCCUUGCUGCUGGCUGGUCCCAGCUUCAACGAGACAUCUUUGUGUACGUUUAAAAUAAUGUAUGUGUGCGACCGUGCAUGAGGAGCAGUGGCAGAGGAGUGCAUUGUGCACUCUGCUGUCGGACCUCAUCAGCGCACACACACAUGAAGAGAAGCACAUUUCCCCGUCCGGGGAGAUUCCAGAGGGAAUUGCCGAAGCCUCUGACAGCGCAGGCAGACGUCCCGGAAAAUCAUUUGACUAAUUUCUAUGUAGCUUAUGGAAAAAAACCUAAACAUAAACAUACUGUAAGAUGAUGAAGGCUGAGAGGAAGCAGCUGAUGUGAACCCUUCAUUUUCUUGUCUGCAGUCAUCAUCAUACUGGAAGAAUUAAACACAACUUCCCAUAUUCAAAUCCACACAUGGACAAAAGUAUUGGGACACCAAGUUAUCACGCUUACCAGGGUCUCUGCAGGUUUCAACACGUCAAAUUUAAGACGUUUUAAUGACCAAUUUAAAGGGAUAGUUCUCAUUUUUUAUUUUUACAUGAAGUUGGAUGUCAUCCCCAUCAGCAGUGUAGUGCAUCAGUAGUGACUUACUCCCCCACUCCGUCCCGUGAGCAGAGUGCGUUCCAACGAGUAACACGUUUGCAUCACAAGAAAAAAGUCAGACCUCUCAGUCGCUCGGCGUUACUUUCUCCCCUGUCGUAACACUGCGCGCCGUUGCCUUGUCCAUUGUUGUGUAUGUGUCCCACAGCGGAUGAUGAUUGCUUCAUGUUCCUCAUCACCGAAAUCCAACCAGAACUUCGCUCACGGGACGAAGUGGGGGGUAAGUGACCAUUGAUGCGCUACACUGCUGAUGGGGAUGUCAUACAAUCUAAUGUCAAAAAAUCAGAACUGUCCCUCUAAGACCCAUUUCACAUCCAUACUGGCAAAAAAGUACUAAAGACAUGAAAGAAAACCGGAGGCUUUAAAGAAUUUUUAAUGAAAUUAAGAAUUUUUGUAAUGUUUUCAGAUUCAAAUGACAGUGCUCCCUCAUUUAGCGCAUUUUUAAUUGGUUCCAGACCUGACUGUGAUAAGUGAAUAUCUGGGAACCUUAACCAAAACCUUCAACCGAAACCUAAAUAUGGUUUUUAACAUUCUCAAAGGCAUCUAGACAUGAAAUAACAUCACGUUACCCAAUAUAGUACACAUAAUAAGAGAAAAUAAGACACAAACAAGACAUAAUGUAGGCUCACAUGUUAGCAUUGGGGAGAGUUUCUUAUUGUUCUUUUUCUACUUCCUGUUUUGGACAGUACUUCCUGCGGUGGUCUUGUCUCAUCACUGUAACAUUAGUGACACCUUGAGACCAGUGUUGAAUACUACAUAUCAUUACGUCUGAAUGCAUCUUCUGAAUGCCUUAUAUUUGUAUUUUAGUUCAUUUACCCUUUUUUAUGCUUGAAAAAGCUUAAUUUAUGCAAGAACUAGGUCCAAUUUGCUUUUAAAAACUAAUAAUAGGCCAUAUUCAACCAGGAAACAGUGCUGGUGUAUUGAAGAAUACAUUUUAAAACAUUUUUUUUUACUUUUUAAGGCCAAGCGGAUAACCUGGAAAAGGUCUAGCCCAGCACCUGACUGAUUAAUUAAUUAAUUAAAAAGUGUCUCUCAAUACGUUUGUCCUUAUAGCCUUCUCCGUGGUGUGAUCACCUGCUAGCACGGGUCUAGAUUGUACCCUCCCUCCUGCUCUCUUUUGGUUGAUAAGCCAUCAGCACCUAAUGUGUCCUUAAUAUUGAUCUUUACAUCUGUUUGGAGAUUUGAAGUGAGGCUUUUACACAUACCUGGCGUGGUGCAUUUGGAAUAGCAUGCAAUCAGUGUGUGCUGCAGGGAGUCAAGCUCCGUUUAGCCUUUUGGCUGCAGCGGUGAGCCUUGGAGUGGAGGAGACUGCAAAUGUUAGCGUAAUCAUCAAAGCACUCAUCUACACACACAUCUGUUCAUGUAAGGUCACGCUGACCACACACACUCACAUUGGUAUGUCUUGGCUGACCUUCUUUCCUGACUCGGCAUAUAAAAAAGCAAACAUAAUUAUGCCAAAACUGAAAUGCCAAACAUUAGCAUUCAUGUUCCAGCCUCUCCAGGAGUGCACGACAGCCAUGCAGUAAAAUUAUUGCGCAUAUUCUUUUUCUGCUGCUCCCACUUGAAACACAAAACUAUAUCACAAAGUAUCUGAAGUCGCAUAGGUGCAUCGAAAUUUGCUGUCCUGUCUACAGAGUGUAUAGCAAAUCGCAUCCUCAAAUAUGCUACCACGGUGCUUUUGAUACACCAUUAUGUUCUCCAUGCACUGCUAAUAACCAAAUGUGUUUAAGCACAUCUCCAAAAGGGUGGAUGUCAGCUAUGCAAAUGCUAGGUCAUGGUGGCACACGUGAGGACCGAGAGCUCCCCCUACUGGAUGACUCGCGUAGAAGCAUGGCCUGAUCCUGAGCUUUUGGACUUACAUAACCCACUGUCCUCACGCUGACACUACUUUCCUGCCUUUUUACUUAACUCAUGAGUAAAUGAAGCAUAUUUGUAUGAGAAUUUCACUCCCACCCCCCAAAAAGCCAACAACCAUUUUAUUGUCAUUUAGAGAGCCUUGCAUAGAACAUAAUGGGCUUGGUAUUGUAUGGGGCGAUUUUACUCGCUUCCGUAAUGUAGCAUCCGUUUGAACACAAUUACAAUGAGUAACGUCUUUGUCAUGAGAUUGUAUACAUAAUUUAGGAGAUGUCUCACAGAGGACGUACGGAAAUGAGGUCAGACUCCCCGAUGCAGUGAGGGGUAGCCUAUUGCUAGAUUUUCAGACAAAAAUACUUUAUUUAAUUAACUUCUUUUGUGAGUAUAUAAUGCUGUGCGAUGUGCACAGUACUGGGCUCAAGAUGUCGUCACUAAGACAUCCGCUAUGUAAGCCUAAAAUAGUUAGAAUGCAGUAGGUCGUGGAUGUUAAAUGCAUUGUUUUGUCAUUAAAUGUGCCGGUCAAUGAAUUUUAAAUACAAUAGAUCAGGAGAUGUGUAUGCUGUUGUUUGAUAUGAUGCUUUGUUGGUUCAAAUUAAAAAAGUUAAACAACUGGAA
Dunckerocampus dactyliophorus (ringed pipefish) is the source of this 5186-nucleotide messenger RNA. RefSeq names its product sphingosine kinase 1-like. The coding region runs from base 248 to 1909 and encodes 553 amino acids. Gene Ontology annotation, cellular component: intracellular membrane-bounded organelle; cytoplasm; membrane. The record is from RefSeq and is a predicted model, not a curated record. The transcript has 6 exons. Gene Ontology annotation, biological process: cellular response to growth factor stimulus; negative regulation of apoptotic process; sphingosine biosynthetic process. NCBI's taxonomy places the organism in Eukaryota, Metazoa, Chordata, Actinopteri, Syngnathiformes, Syngnathidae.